Messenger RNA from Cannabis sativa, 1962 nucleotides. RefSeq names its product protein FAR1-RELATED SEQUENCE 5-like. NCBI's taxonomy places the organism in Eukaryota, Viridiplantae, Streptophyta, Magnoliopsida, Rosales, Cannabaceae. The transcript has 2 exons. The record is from RefSeq and is a predicted model, not a curated record. Bases 1 to 1962 code for a protein of 653 amino acids. Gene Ontology annotation, molecular function: zinc ion binding. Gene Ontology annotation, biological process: regulation of DNA-templated transcription.
AUGAAUGACAAACACACUUAUGAAUGGGAAACCAUCAUAGCAGAGCUAAACAUCAUAAAACCAGUGAAUGAGAUUGAAAUACAGGACGUGCUAGGUAAGAGUCUCGACAAACUGGAAAAAUGGGAAGCAUUCUACGAAAUGUACGCAAAAUGGAUGGGUUUCGGCACAAGGAAAGACGAUGUACGACGUUCUCAUGGGGUCAUUGUAAUGCGGAGGUGGGUUUGUUGUUCCGAGGGUUCGAAAAAAAUCGCAUCACCGGACACACCAAGAAAAAAAAGACCUCAUGAUAUCACUAGAACCGGAUGUCAGGCAGCAUUGCGUAUUUUACUCACACAACCGUGUAACACGUGGAAAUGCAAAAAGUUCAGGACAAUACACAAUCACGAGCUGGCUUCAUCGAGUGAGGUACAAUUUUCGAGAUCAUAUAGAGUUGUGUCCGAUGGGUUGCUUGCCCAAGUUAGGUCGAUGAACUCCGUAGGAAUUAAAACUGCCAACAUAAUGUCUCAUGUUGCUUUGCAAAGUGGAGGUUACGAGAAAAUGCCAUGUCAACUUCGAGAUGUGUACAACAGGGUUGCUGAGAAGGGUCCUAAUUUCUUCGUUGUCUAUCAGGUUGACGACGAGAAUCGCUUGGCUAACUUAUUCUGGGCAGAUGGAAACUCACGCGUGGACUAUGUAGCUUUUGGGGAUGUACUAGGAUUUGACACAACCUACAUGACAAAUGAGUACAAUAAGCCCCUCACUGUUCUCCUUGGCGUCAACCACCAUUUCAACACAUGCAUCUUCGGAUUUGCUCUCCUCCUCCACGAGAAGCUUCCAUCAUAUUCUUGGCUACUUCAAAAAUUUCUAGAAUGCCAUGGAGAUAAGAAGCCAAAUGUUGUAGUUACUGACCAAGAUGCGGCCAUGAAACAGGCUAUCGUUGAACACAUGCCCGAUGUUACGCACCGUCUCUGCGCUUGGCAUCUCAAUACAAAUGCUUCGAAAAAGGUUAAAGAUCCGAUCUUCUUAAAAACAUUUAAGGAUCUCAUGUACAACUACUACGAGGAGGAAGAAUUUGAAGCAAGAUGGUUAGACGUCAUCCAAACCCAACAACUAACAGAUAAUGAAUGGUGUCAAACAACAUUCGAGUCAAGACAACAAUGGGCAGAAACUUAUUUAAGGGGUUCAUUCGUUGCAGGAAUGAGAACCACACAACGUUGCGAAUCCAUCAACUCUGCUCUAAAAAAAUUUUUAGAGAAGAAUUAUUGCUUGCGUGAAUUUGUAACAACCAUAGAUAUGACAGUCUCAAAGCUCAGACACAACGAGACUGCAAAUGACUUCAAAAGCAGAUGCACUCGACCUCACCCACCUAAUCCUACAUGCUUGACCACUUACUACAACCAAUGUGUUGAAUUCUACACAAGAACUAUGUACCACAAGGUUGCUGAGCAGCUUGAUUUAGAGAAUAACUAUUUUGUCAUAACUCAAGAGCAAGAAGGAGAGUGGCAGAUAUUCACCAUUGGAAAGUUUCAGCAUCCGGACGUCCAAUACCGAGUUCAUUACUGUGAAGGCCGACAAGCACUACACUGUAGUUGCUUGCUCUAUGAAAGUCAAGGGUACCCUUGUAGACAUUUAUGGGCUACAAUGAAAAUAUUAAACAUGAGAAGAAUACCUAAUUCUCUUCUCAUGAAGCGAUGGAGCAAAUUCGCAAAGAUAAAUCUCCACCUACAUUUUAACCCGCCAGCACAACCACAACAGCACAUUUACGAGAUGGCUAGGUUUGGAUCUCUCAGUUCACUGACUUAUAACUUCACUUUCUAUGCAGCAAAAUCAGAGGACUCGUACAACCGUGCAAAGGAAGAGCUUGAACGGCUAACUCUAAUGUUCAAGGAAGAAUUUGACUUGAAUUCCAAUCCGGAAGGAGAGACGCCACAACCUGGAAGAUAUCGUAGCAACCCCAACAUUAUUAAAGACCCGAAGUUGUGA